This is a messenger RNA of Nycticebus coucang (slow loris), 2777 nucleotides long. Its product is annotated as NTF2-related export protein 2-like. Gene Ontology annotation, biological process: protein import into nucleus. Gene Ontology annotation, cellular component: nuclear pore central transport channel. The record is from RefSeq and is a predicted model, not a curated record. Bases 206 to 811 code for a protein of 201 amino acids. Lineage: Eukaryota; Metazoa; Chordata; Mammalia; Primates; Lorisidae. The transcript is spliced from 2 exons.
CAGAGGUUCCAGGGAUGGGAUCACGCCAGUUGUUUUGCUCAGUGGAGGCGUAAGUUAGGGGUGCGGUCCCUCAGUCAUCAGACACGGCCUGCAAGUAUUCCCAUCUAGAAGCGAGCAGAGGAAAGAAGAGGGUACUUUGAGAACCAGCUGCAGUUAGAAAUGGAACAAAGGGAAGCUCGGCAGAGAAAAUAAGAGUACUGAAAAUAUGAGAAGGCACAGAAGAGAAUGGCCUGAGGAAGACAGAGGAAGAUACCAAGGAAGACGUAGCCAUCAUUCUGAGGAGCCACAUUCCAGCUACUCGUGGCCAGGGAGCCGAGGGGGCUGGUCACGUCCCAACCUAGUGACUCCCCCACUGGUGGGACACGCUGCUGCGGGUUCCCCAAUGGCUGCAUCUGUGGAUUUUAAAACUUAUGUAGAUCUGGCAUGUAGAGCCGCUGAGGAAUUUGUCAAUAUUUACUAUGAGACAAUGGAUAAAAGAAGACGGGCACUAACCAGGCUGUAUCUGGACAAGGCCACUUUAAUAUGGAAUGGAAAUGUUGUCACAGGACUGGAUGCCCUAACUAAUUUUUUUGAGAUGUUGCCUUCCAGUGAGUUCCAGGUCAAUAUGUUAGAUUGCCAACCAGUUCACGAGCAAGCUACCCAGUCCCAGACUACAGUUCUUGUUGUGACCAGUGGAACAGUAAAGUUUGAUGGAAACAAACAACACUACUUCAACCAGAACUUCCUGCUGACUGCUCAGUCCAGUCCUACCAACACUGUGUGGAAGAUUGCAAGUGAUUGCUUCCGUUUUCAAGAUUGGGCUGGUAGUUAAGGGGGCGGGGGUCCAUUCUCCUUUCAUCCAUUAGUUCCAGCAACACAAAUUUAUGUGAAAUUCAUUCAUUUUAUUAUAGAAGCAUUCUAAACUAGUAUGUGAUAAGAUAAAAUUAGUUCCUUUAUUAUUUUUUUUUUGUUCUUGGGAGCACCUUUUCUAGUAGCUGCCAGUUUGAAUCAUUGCCCUUAAGAACUUUAAUGCUAGGUUUUUACAUGCCUUAUCUACAUUCCAGUAAUGGCAUUCUUAAAGUAAUAUCAAAUACAUGAUUUUGGUACUAACAUUCUCACUGUGAAACCAGCCUAUCACAAAAAUAAAAUCCUUUUAUGAUGCUGUCUAUGAGAUAUUAGCACAAUGUACUUGUGGGAGGAAGUGGAGUUUUUUUGGUCAUCAGGUUAAUUGUAUAGUUUUUGAAAACACUUGCCUGUUUUCAGUUAACACUAGUAGUGCAGUUUUAAUAUAUGGCUUUUUCAAAUCAGUGCAAACAGUACAAAUUUAGAUUUAUGUAACUAGUCUGACAUAUUGGACUUACAUAUAAGUAUGUUUAGCAGUCUUUUGUCAUAUUACAUUUUUCAUGUUGGCAUGUUUUCUUAUGAAGUAAAUUAAGUAAAGUAUAAGUAUAAAAUAUUCUCAGUUGAUACCUGAAUAUUGGGUACAUUUGGUGGCUUAAAAGCAAAUCUUUGUGAAAAGAUUUUUCUUGGCAGCUCUAUGUCUAUAACUGUAGGUAAUGAAUGGUAGUAGAACCAAUAGCUUUAAUGGGAGAAUUGGAAAUAAGACAUACAGAAAUCAAAGGUUGAGGCCAGAUAGUAAAUUCUGGGUACUUAUUUUCUACCUCCUAAAAAUGUAGCUUAUUUUUAGGAUUUAAACCACAUAAGGUAAUAGGUAUCCUUGUCAAAUGAUCAUGAGUAUCACUUUUGUUCUAAGAAUUAUUUUUUAGAUCUUUCCACUUGACCUCAUGUUUAUCACCAAUGUUUGUCUCAUUUAUUCAAGAACUUAAAGGGGUAAAAUGUCAGCAAUAAACCUAACCUCAUAACAGGGUCUAACACAGAAGUUCGAACAAAGCCAUUGUUCUCUCUUUGUGACACCCUUAACUUCUAAGUCUUCCGUGUGAACUUUUAGGCCUAAAGUCUCCUUUGUCCAGGCUAGAGUGCCAUGGACAAAGUGUUUUUCCCCACUGUGUUUUGUAUUGUCAACUUCAAUAUGUUUUCCUUAAUUUUUUAGAUUAAUUAAUUUUCAUAAAGCAUUGAGCAAGUAGAUCUGUUUUAAAACAUCUUCCUGCUAUGUGGCUAAGUCACUAUCUUUUUAAAGAGAAAAUGGAAAACAGCACAUCUUCAUGAUAAACUUAACCAAUUGGUUAAUUUUAUGUGUCAACUUCUAAAGAGAGAAAAAACAAGCUUUACUUUCUGUUUAAACUUUUAAUGUCUUUUCCAUUUUUUAGUGUUCUUAAGCUAGAUGUGCCAGUUUUAUUUUUACAUUGCAACCAAAAUUAAUGUUUCUUACCACUUAAUUUUAAAACCAAUAAUUCAUUGUGUUGCCCCAAACUAUAUACUAUAUUUCUGAUAUAGUAACACAAUAGAAUUAGAAUAAGAUAAAGGGGUAGAACUGAAAUUUAAACCACACUUUCUUGUGUGGUUUAACUGAUCAAAACUUACACAUUAUAUUCAACUAAAAGUAAGCUUACUCUUUAUUUAGGAUUGAUUGGUUUUCUAAAAUCACAGCUUUUGCAGCAAUAAUCAGAAUGCCCAAAUACUGCCCUUCCCAUUGUGGAGAACAAUCCCAAGUAAAAACUGCAUAUGAUUAGCAAUAAUUGAAUGGGCAUUAUAUUGAAUGGUUAUGCAUUGUUCACAAUUGUAUGUUUUAAGAUUUGUAUAUGAAUUUCUUUUUCCAAACUCUGUAUAAUUUCUAAAUGGCUGGAACUACUCCUAUAUGGAUUAGACUGUAUUUUUGACAUGCUCGUAUUUUUGUAACC